Messenger RNA from Cajanus cajan (pigeon pea), 1268 nucleotides. Its product is annotated as caffeic acid 3-O-methyltransferase 1. The record is from RefSeq and is a predicted model, not a curated record. Gene Ontology annotation, molecular function: O-methyltransferase activity; protein dimerization activity. Lineage: Eukaryota; Viridiplantae; Streptophyta; Magnoliopsida; Fabales; Fabaceae.
GCACGCAUACUUUGGGCUCAUCCGAAAGUGUCGGUACCGUACACGUGAGUAUGUGUGAGUUUUUAAAAGGAAAAAUUGCACAGCAGUGAGCACAUUGAUGAAGCAAAGCAUGGAGGUAGUAUCUGAUGAAGAAGCCUUUCUGUUUGCGAUGGAACUAUCAUGUGCCUCUGCUGUUCCCAUGGUCCUCAAGUCAACUCUGGAGCUUGGCAUCUUAGAAACUAUAGCAAAGGCUGGUCCUGGAGCUUUCCUUUCUGCUUCUCAAAUUGCUUCUCAGAUUCCAAUCAUAAAGAACCCUCAAGCACCUGCCAUGUUAGACCGCAUGUUCAGCCUCUUGGCUAGCUUCCACAUCCUCACCUGCUCCCUUCACCAUCUGCCUCAUGGUAAGGUUGAGAGGCACUAUGCUCUUCACCCCAAAGCCAAAUACUUUGUUAACAAUCAACAUGGUGUCUCCCUCGCUCCUUUCUUUCUCAUGGAACAGGACAAAGUUCUCCAAGACAUGUGGUACCACUUGACAGAUUCAGUUGAGGAGGGUGGGCUUCCAUUUAACAAUGCUUUUGGAAUGACUGCCUUUGAAUUCCACGAAAUAAAUCCUAGAUUCAACAAGCUAUUCAAUAAGGGAAUGUCUCAUUGCUCAAGCAUCACAAUGGAGAAAAUCCUUGACACCUAUAAUGGCUUUGAAGGUGUUGGAUCUUUGGUGGAUGUUGGCGGUGGGAUUGGAGCUAUUGUUAACAUGAUUGCCUCUAAGUAUCCCAUGAUAAAGUGCCUUAAUUUUGACUUGCCUCAUGUCAUUAAGGAAGCUCCAGAGUAUACAGGUGUGAAGCAUAUUGGAGGAGACAUGUUUGUGAGUGUUCCAAAAGCUGAUGCCAUUUUUAUGAAGUGGGUAUGUCAUGACUGGAAUGACGAACAGUGCUUGAAAUUGUUGAAGAACUGCUAUGAUUCCCUCCCUGACAAUGGGAAGGUGAUUUUGGUUGAAGGCAUUAUUCCAGAUAGUCCAGACUCAAAGCUAGCUUCCAAGUGUGAGUUUCAAAUGGAUAUUUUAAUGUUAUGUCAGACCUCUGGUGGAAAAGAGAGAACGCAGAAAGAGUACGAGUCUUUGGCUAAAGGGUCUGGAUUCCAUGCUUUCCGAGUAGCGUCUUCUGUUCUCAACAUGCAUGUCAUGGAAUUACUUAAGAAUUAAUGCAUAACUUUGUAUCUUUUGCCGUUUGCAUCUUCGUUUCCAGAACUUCAUUCUCCUCUUUAUGCAAACAUUAGAUCCUCCUAUUCCAAUA